AGAUCCUUCGGGAAUAAGCAUCGGUUUCACCCCUAUCGGAACUUGAGAGUGAAGAGUAAAGUUUCAUAAGUUGAAGUUUCAUUCCUGGGCGAGGAAAGCGCAUCAGAAUGGAUUGCGAUGAGUUUCGUUGUCGCGGCAAAGAGAUGAUUGAGUACAUCUGCAGCUACCUGGACAACAUAGAGGAGCGGCGAGUAACUCCCAACAUCGAGCCUGGAUACUUGAGGAAACUGAUCCCGGAAAAUGCGCCAGAAGACCCGGAAAACUGGGAUAGCAUAAUGGCGGAUGUGGAAAGCAAGAUUAUGCCUGGAGUUACUCAUUGGCAGCACCCACGGUUCCAUGCCUAUUUUCCCAGCGGCAACUCAUUUCCGUCUAUUCUGGGCGAUAUGCUGUCGGAUGCUAUUGGAUGCAUCGGGUUCUCCUGGGCUGCCAGUCCUGCCUGCACCGAGUUGGAAACUGUUGUGUUGGAUUGGCUUGGAAAAGCAAUCGGUUUACCCGACCAAUUCCUGGCCCUAAAGGAAGGAAGUCGAGGUGGUGGAGUCAUCCAGACUUCAGCCAGCGAAUGUGUCUUGGUAUCGAUGCUGGCAGCUCGAGCUCAGGCAUUGAAGCGGCUGAAACAGCAGCAUCCGUUCGUGGAAGAAGGACUGCUGCUUUCGAAGCUGAUGGCUUAUUGUUCCAAGGAGGCUCAUUCAUGUGUGGAGAAAGCGGCGAUGAUUUGCUUCGUGAAACUGAGGAUCUUGGAACCGGACGAAACGUCGUCAUUGAGAGGGAAAACUUUGUUGUUGGCAAUGGAAGAAGAUGAAACCAUGGGCUUGAUACCGUUUUUCGUGUCGACCACCCUUGGAACCACUUCAUGUUGCUCCUUUGAUAACCUUCCGGAGAUCGGAGUUAUAAGCCACAAGUUCCCAUGCGUGUGGCUUCACGUAGAUGCAGCCUACGCUGGAAACGCUUUCAUCUGCCCGGAACUCAAAUAUCUGCUCAAAGGCAUCGAACAUGCGGAUUCUUUUAACACCAACCCCAACAAGUGGCUGUUGACCAACUUUGACUGUUCCACCAUGUGGGUAAGGGACAGAAUUCGACUGACUUCUGCCCUAGUGGUCGACCCGCUUUAUCUGCAGCAUGGAUACUCUGAUGCCACUAUUGAUUACCGUCAUUGGGGCGUCCCAUUGAGCAGACGCUUCCGAUCGCUGAAGCUCUGGUUCGUUAUUAGAAGUUUUGGCAUAUCGGGGCUUCAGAAGUACAUCAGAUUGCAUAUUCGAUUGGCCAAAAGAUUUGAAGCUCACGUGCUGAAGGACCGGAGGUUUGAAAUUUGCAACGAGGUCAAGCUGGGGUUGGUGUGCUUCCGACUCAGGGGCCAGGAUAAGUUGAAUGAGAAGCUUCUGAGCAACAUCAACGCCUCGGGAAAGAUCCACAUGGUCCCGGCCAAUGUGAAUGAGAAGUAUGUCAUCAGGUUCUGUGUGGUUUCGCACAAUGCUACCGAGCAGGAUAUAGAUCAUGCCUGGCACGUGAUUUCGCAAUUUGCAGAUGAUUUACUCGAAAUGCAGAACGCUGACAAGGAACAGGAGUUGCAGGAUGAAGUGUACGAGUUGCUCGAAAGAAAGAAGAAAGAAACUCUGGCCCAGAAGAGGAGCUUUUUCGUGCGGAUGGUUAGCGAUCCGAAGAUUUACAACCCUUCAAUAGCCAAAGCUUUGCCAUCCACUAGGAGGCAUUUAACUCAACCUUCUGCAGAGUCUCCUGAGAACCACAUUACGAUCCAGCCACCAACAAGCGCAUCCUGGAUAAGUUGGCCGCUAGCCUUCCUAUUCCAGGGAAUUACUGAAGAGGGGUCUGCCAGCAACGUUCCGAUUCGGUUUCGGCAUUUGGACACCAAAGUGCGCCUAAAGGCUAGUGGCAAAGGGGAAGCGAUUUCUCCUCGACAGUCUCCAUCGCCCGAGCGGGACAGCAAGUCACCAAAACGAUCACCAAACUCUUCACGUAAAUCUUCCCUUGUAUCCUAAAUGUUUAACUUCGAAGUUGACUUAACCGGCUCCCAUAUAACAAGUUAAUGUACAUGUAUUUAGUGUGUGAAAAUAAAUUGGCAAGCAAGACCGUAAU
Molecule: messenger RNA, 2091 nt
Organism: Dendroctonus ponderosae (mountain pine beetle)
Lineage: Eukaryota; Metazoa; Arthropoda; Insecta; Coleoptera; Curculionidae
Gene: Tdc2
Product: tyrosine decarboxylase
Exons: 12
Coding region: 108-1994 (628 amino acids)
Biological process (GO): amino acid metabolic process
Molecular function (GO): carboxy-lyase activity; pyridoxal phosphate binding
Source: RefSeq, a predicted model, not a curated record